Hibiscus syriacus is the source of this 563-nucleotide messenger RNA. RefSeq names its product protein DELETION OF SUV3 SUPPRESSOR 1(I)-like. The transcript is spliced from 2 exons. NCBI's taxonomy places the organism in Eukaryota, Viridiplantae, Streptophyta, Magnoliopsida, Malvales, Malvaceae. Gene Ontology annotation, cellular component: proteasome regulatory particle, lid subcomplex; proteasome complex. Bases 103 to 327 code for a protein of 74 amino acids. Gene Ontology annotation, biological process: proteasome assembly; mRNA export from nucleus; double-strand break repair via homologous recombination. The record is from RefSeq and is a predicted model, not a curated record.
GUAGAUUUGACGUUCUUAUUUUUAUUCACGCUUCAUCUUCGAUAUUUCUGUGAAAUUAGGGUUUAUUACUAUUCUUCUUUUUCCUAGUUUCAGCUAAGAAAAAUGGCAACUGAACAACAAAAAACGGCGAAGGAAGAAGUAAAGUUGGAUUUGUUCGAAGACGACGAUGAAUUUGAAGAAUUUGAAAUCAAUGAAGACUGGGGCAAUGAGGAAGAAGGGAAGGAAGUGGCUCAGCAGUGGGAAGAUGAUUGGGAUGAUGAUGACGUGACUGAUGACUUCUCACUGCAACUGAGAAAGGAACUCGAGAAUAACACUGAGAUGAAGUGAGUUUGAAUCGUUUGUCUCUCAUGGUUUCGAUGUGCUCUGCACACUUGCUUGUUUGAAUGAAUAUUCCUUUCCUUGCAAAAAAUAAUGUAUGGACUUUUUAACUUGUUUUAAUAGGCUUGGAUUGUAUGUUUGGUCUAAACUUUGAAUGCAGAAAUUGGUUUUAUGGUUAUAUAGCCUUUGAUUUAACUCUGCUCAAUGCCACGAGCUUGUGCUUUGUUAAACCUAGUUUUCUUUAC